This is a messenger RNA of Lathyrus oleraceus (garden pea), 686 nucleotides long. RefSeq names its product heavy metal-associated isoprenylated plant protein 39. Bases 157 to 489 code for a protein of 110 amino acids. NCBI's taxonomy places the organism in Eukaryota, Viridiplantae, Streptophyta, Magnoliopsida, Fabales, Fabaceae. Gene Ontology annotation, molecular function: metal ion binding. The record is from RefSeq and is a predicted model, not a curated record. The transcript has 3 exons.
GACCCCUACAGUCACACGCACAUAAUAAAAGAAACCAUUUCCAAAACGUCACAACCCUUUACCCACUACUAUAUAGGUACUACAAAAUUCUCAUCAAAACUCUCUUACCCUUCAUUUUCUUUCUUCUUUUCACACCCUCUUCCAAUUCCUCUUCUCAUGGCUCAGAAGGUUGUGUUAAAGGUGUUAACUAUGACCGAUGAAAAAACAAAGCAAAAAGCGAUAGAAGCAGCUGCAGAUAUUUAUGGAGUUGAUUCAAUAGUUGCAGAUAUAAAAGAGCAGAAAUUAACAGUGACCGGUUCAACGGACACAGUGAAAAUUGUGAAGAAACUGAAGAAAGUUGGAAAAGUAGAUAUUGUAUUUGUUGGACCUGCAAAAGAAGAAAAGAAAGAAGAAAAAAAGGAAGAGAAAAAGGAAGAAAAAAAAGAGGAGAAAAAGGAAGAGAAGAAAAAGGAAGAGAAGAAAGAGGAAAAGAAAGAUGAGAAGAAAUAAUUAUUAUCAUGUUUUUUUUAAUUAUUAAACUUUUCAUUUUCUUCUAAUUUUUUGUUUAGCAUAUUUUUCUAUAUUGAGAAGGACGUGUAAGCUGAAAAAAUUGUUUAUAAUUUUUUUUUUAAUUUGUGUAAUAUCUUUUCGAAUUCGGUGUUGAAGAUCUUUUUAAUUAAGCAUUGAAUAAUCUUCAAUUACUAGGA